CGUACAACCUUAACUCUAUCCCUUUCUUAAUUAAGCCUUGACAUCUAUAAAUAGCCAACAUUAUUGUUCAUGUUAAUCAGUACUCAUACAAGAAUGUCAGACUGCAAAGGAAAGAGUUCAUGGCCAGAGCUGGUAGGGGAGAGUGGAGAAGCUGCAGCCGCUAAGAUCGAGAAACAGAAUCCACGGGUUGAUGCUAUCGUGUUACGCGAUGGAACUCCAACGACUACGGAUUUUAGGUGUGACCGUGUUUGGGUGUGGGUGGACUCUUAUGGGGUUGUCAUUCGAACUCCUAACAUUGGUUAAGCUCAAAAUGAAGCCGGCCAGGGGACUAUAUCUAUCUAUCUAUCUAUAUAAUAAUGUGCCUAUUGUAAUGUUUUUAAGUUUCUUGUGUUGUUUCGAGUUACGACGUGUAUGAUGUACGAAUAAAUAAAUGAAUGAAUAAAUGUGUAAAUUCAA
Messenger RNA from Erigeron canadensis, 456 nucleotides. Its product is annotated as glu S.griseus protease inhibitor-like. The transcript has 2 exons. NCBI's taxonomy places the organism in Eukaryota, Viridiplantae, Streptophyta, Magnoliopsida, Asterales, Asteraceae. The record is from RefSeq and is a predicted model, not a curated record. Gene Ontology annotation, biological process: response to wounding. Bases 70 to 303 code for a protein of 77 amino acids. Gene Ontology annotation, molecular function: serine-type endopeptidase inhibitor activity.